UGUCAUAAGCUCCCAGGUGCCCAGUGCGCAGCCGGCCACAGAGAAGUGGGUGACUUAGGAGUAUCCUCUCCGCUUCUGACCCCUGGUUUCAUCCGCGCACAACUUGCUCAAAAUGGGCAACUCACUAGGCAUAUUUUGUUCCUGGUUCCGCCGCAGGUUCCGGCCACGCCAUCAGCAACCUGCUCCUCUAAGGGCAUUGUGUCCCUGGUCCGAGCGCAGGUCCUGGCCACGCAUUUGGCAUCGUGGACGUCUUGUCUGUGAGGGCUUCCCAGCUGGCUGGGCUCACCCCGCGGCUCCUGCACCUGUGCCUGCCCCUGGAAACCUGGGCUGUUCCCGAUUCCUUUUCAACCCUCAGCAACAUCCUGGGCCUUCUUUUCCAGCCAGGUGGGAUGGUGCCCCUAUGAGGCUGUGUCUUCUCCCUCGGAACAGGGGCACCCCACUGAGGGUCCCGCCUCCUGUGGUCUGGAGCCCCCCCUCAAGGAAGAAACCUGUGCUGUCGGCUCGCAACUCCAGGAUGUUUGGACACCCCAGCCCCGUGAGGAUCCCUCCUCUCAGAGGCAAGUUUAACCUCCAACUGCCUUUAUUAGAUAAGCGGGUGAUCCCAGCCAGGAUCCCGAAGAUAGAAGAAGAGCCCGAAGAACCAAUGGAAGUGGAUCAGGUAGAGACCCAGGAGGACAAUAAAAGGGGCCCCUGUAGCAAUGGGGAAGCAGCCUCCACCUCUAGGCCCCUGGAGACUCAGAGAAACCUCACUUCCUCCGGGUGCAGUCCCAGGCCCUUGGAGGGAAAUGUCCACCUCAAGAGCGUGACAAAAAAGAACCAGAAUGAGAAGGCCCAGGUGCAUGCAGUGAGUUUCUACCCCAAGGGCCACGGAGUCACCAGCUCACACAGCCCUGCUGGAGGCAUCCUUCCCUUUGGGAAGCCUGACCCAGCUCCAACAGUGCUCCCUGCCCCAGUUCCAACAGUGCUCCCUGCCCCAGUUCCAACAGUGCUCCCUGCUCCAGUUCCAGCAGUGCUCCCUGCCCCAGUUCCAACAGUGCUCCCUGCCCCAGUUCCGGGCUGCUCCCUGUGGCCAAAGAAGGCGGCCUUGAAGAUGCUGGAUAAAGACCACCUGCCCAGCUCUCCAGUGUUGCUAAUGCGGGGGAAGGACAUGCAGCACAAAGAUCCUGCAGCUCUAGGAUCAAGUAGCUCUGCUCCACCCAGAGCUGCCGGCCACGAGUCCCGCAAAAGAAAGCGGUCAGGGUCACCACUGCUGCUACAACCGACCCCUCCCCUGCAACUGAGAUGGGAUAGAGACGAGCUGCCCCCACCCGCUAAGCUUCCCUGCCUAUCUCCUGAGGCACUGUUGGACCUGGGUCAGGCUUCCCAGAGGGAAGGACGCCUCCAGCGGGGCAGCAUGGGUAAGAACAUGGGGGUGUUAAGUAGAACAUCAAAAUCCAGGAGACGAAAACCGCCGCUUGGGAGGAGAAAGAAGACAUGGCAGGGCAGGCGUGGUGGCUCACGCCUGUAAUCCGGCACUUUGGGAGGCCGAGGCAGGUGGAUCACCAGGUCAAGAGAUUAAGACCUGAGGAGCUCUCUGCCUGGUCCCUGCAUGCUCCCUGCAUCAUCUGGGAAGUGAGAAGCGCCUCUGCCCGGCUGCUCCACCAUCUGGGAAGUAAGGAGUGCCUCUGCCCGGCCGCCUCACAGUCUGCGAAGUGAGGGGGGCCUCUGCCUGGCCACUGCCGGGUCUGGAAGGUGAGGAGCCUCUCUGCCUGGCACCGCCCCUCCCCCCACCUCACCGUAUGGGAAGUGAGGAGCACGUCUGCCUGGCAACUGCACGGUCUGGAAAGUGAGGAGCGUCUCUGCUCUGCCGCCUCACAG
Piliocolobus tephrosceles (Ugandan red Colobus) is the source of this 1857-nucleotide messenger RNA. Its product is annotated as putative UPF0607 protein ENSP00000383144. NCBI's taxonomy places the organism in Eukaryota, Metazoa, Chordata, Mammalia, Primates, Cercopithecidae. Bases 113 to 1507 code for a protein of 464 amino acids. The record is from RefSeq and is a predicted model, not a curated record. The transcript has a single exon.